UAGAUUUAGCACAAAAGUUCAAAAGUUGGGCAAAAGGUCCCCCAAUAAGUAAAUAUUCUUCAAAACCAUUUAUAUAGGUGAUUGUAUGGUAUACUUGCGAACAGGUACUUGCCCUCUCAGCCAAGAAUCUCCAAAUCGAACUGACUCCGUACCAUGCCGAUUCCGCGGUCACAUGAUGACCGCUCACAAGAGUCCGAAGCGCCAUCCAAGUCUUCUGUGUAGCGACACCCAACCAACCCCCAGGCCCCAACGAUCGCUCGGCGUAAUAGCGACCUGCGCAAGCGUGCCGAUUGCGCCGUGACCGACACGUCUGCUCAACAUCUCAUGCAGACAUGCCAGACUGCAUGCAUGCCCUACUCCACGUUUGGCCGGCUAUGGGUCAUCGCUUGCACAUCGUACUAUGGUUCCUCGGGAAGCGUUGUUCUUUGUAUGUCGACUACACGCCCUCAACAGCCCGUCCACCGAAUCUCCAACGUACCGUUGCCGCCGCUAUAAAGCGGCAUUUGAGGAUUCGCCAUUCGCCCCGCGCGCACACAUGAUGCUGCUUUCACCAUCUCUCGAGGCCGUGGAUGGCCACAUCUUAUCGGUCGCUCGUGUUGUGAUGGAUGGAGGGAAGGAGGAGGUGGAAGGUGUAUUCUUCGGACACGGUCCUAAAUGGGCAUUUAAUUCGGCUUUUUGGCCGUUGGGAAAAGCCGAAUUUUGAAAAUAGUCCUAAUUAGGACUAUUUGGAAAUUUUGUGGUGGCACAGCACGGCUUCCAUCUGGCACCAUCAUGGCGGAACCCUCGACGCCGCUGUCGACGUCAGAGAUGACGCGGCUCCGCGAGAAGCGGGAACGGCACAAGAAGAACAAGGCAGACCCACUCGUACCGCUUGACGGGCUCCUGGACCGCCUCCUGCAGAAGCACAUCGAUCCGAUCAUCGUGUCCCAGACCGCGCAGUGGAUGGCAGCGCAUGACGCUUUGUCCGUGCAGGUUCAGAUCAAGCUGCGCGCGUUCGCUCUGAGCGAUCGAACCAAAUCAUUCAACCACAAAGUGAUGCUAUUCUACGUGCUCCACGAGUUCCUCAAGAUCGGUGCGCCGGUCGUGGACGUCCCUUCUCGAAAACAGUCGACCGCCGCGUCCUUCGACGCCGUGCGCCGGACUCGGCAUAUGGAAUGGAUGGCGACGGUCGAGCACAUUCUCCAUGCAUGUGUGCGGGAAUACGCAAGUGUGCGGGACUCGUACAAGCCCCGCGACAUGAAGCCCAUCGAGGACCACCGCAAGAAACUGCUCAAGACGCUCGGGCGAUGGGACGAACUUGGCAUCUACCGCGGCAAGCUCAAGGAGUGGAAAAAGGUCGUCCUAGGCGAAGUCAAAGUCCGGAAGGCGCCGCCGCGCAUCCUCCAAAACGUCGUCGCGCCCUUCGACAAGGAAGGUUUGGACCUCCGCCGGGAACUCGACCGCGGCAACAUCGCGUGGUUCUUCGAGCCGGUCGAGUUCCGGUCGCCCCGCGCCAAGCUGCGGCACUGGCGCUUCACCGGCGCCGCCUUCAUCGACACAUUGGGCCGAUGUCUGGGCCUGGAAGCGCAUGUCGUGGUCGCCGCCAUGAGCUUCUACCAGACGCUGUUCAAGCGCGGAUUCUACGCCAAGGAGCGGUACAAGCUGGCGGCGGCGGCGCUCUUCCUCUCGGCUAAAGCGUCCAGUCAGCGCAUGAAGCUGCUCCGGAUGGUCCACGUCAUGCAUUAUGUGCUCGAGACCCCGCUGGUGACAGGGGAUGAGGAAAAAGAAGAGCUGGAGCGGCUGCACUUGUUGCAUUACGAACUUCAAGUGCUCCAGGGCAUCGAGUUCGACCUGACAAUCGCCCUCCCAUUCGACGCGUUUGCCGCCGCCGCCGCCGCGUUUCCACCCGCGGUCAAAGACGCCGCGUUCGUUGCCCUCAAAGAAUUGUAUUGGACCAAAAUGUGCAUCGAGUUCCCGGUCAAGACACUGGCGGCGGCGGCGUGGUACAUCGCGACGGGCGCGGCAGACCCGAAGGCCAUCCGACGCCUCAAGCUGGACAAAGUGCUGGAACAUGAGUGCGAUGUGAUCCAAGAUUACUACAUUGAAUGCAAGGAGUGGAAGGCGGGGCAGCGGGGGGAAUUUGAUUCGCGAACGGAAUCCGACGCGGAUUUAAAGCGAUAUUUGGCGGCUCAACGGGGCGGAUUGUCUAAUUUGUUGCCGGGAAUGGAAAACCCCAGGGAAAAAACCAACCUCAAGCCCGACGAGGUACGUAUUCGUUGGGAUUGUUCCCAAUUAUGUUUGUAUGUAGCUGGAACUCGUGGGCGACCUCCGACUGGAAUUGGCCGCCACUCAAGCCUCGGCAGCUAUAAAACCACCAAAAGUUAAUCUAGACAAGGAGCCGAAACCAACAGACAGGAAACCUCGGGACACCGACGACCAUCAUUCUCGAAGCAGGCGCCACAGAGAUAGAGGGCGGUCGGGUACCAAGUAUGGAGGGAUGCGGAAGGAUCAUCACUCCUCGCGCAGCCGGUCACGCGACCGCCGACAAAAGCCGCGGCGUGACUCGACGGACGACAGACGGACUUCGAGGAAGCGAGGACGAAGCGGCAGCAGCCGGCGGCGGUCGGACAGCGACUCGAGUGACCGAUACCGCAAAGAUAGACGAUGAUAAGAAUGCACACAUGUUAUUAACGAGUGUACUGUUUAAGUUCAG
This is a messenger RNA of Aphanomyces astaci, 2692 nucleotides long. RefSeq lists its product as hypothetical. Gene Ontology annotation, molecular function: cyclin-dependent protein serine/threonine kinase regulator activity. Gene Ontology annotation, cellular component: nucleus. The transcript has 4 exons. The coding region runs from base 772 to 2364 and encodes 530 amino acids. Gene Ontology annotation, biological process: regulation of transcription by RNA polymerase II. Lineage: Eukaryota; Oomycota; Saprolegniomycetes; Saprolegniales; Verrucalvaceae. The record is from RefSeq and is a predicted model, not a curated record.